AUGCUCUCCGCGCAUCAAAUUUACCGAAAAAGUCCAUAGCUUCCGCUUCCGGCCCGCGCCUCCGAUACGUACGUAAAAUAUCGCCUUUUACCCCUAUUCUCCAAUUUUUCUUUUUCCCCAAAUUCUCCCCGCUUCUCCGUACUGUGCGCGCCUCGUGCGUAAUUCCAGAUUGAAUCCACGAGAAAUCUAGGAUUUUUUAGGGUUUUGAUCUUGAUAUCACGCGGUCAGCUCAAAUCCCAUCCCAAUUCUACGUGUAAAUUCUACGAGUGCGGCGCUCACCGAUCUGGGUUUCUCUUUGGGAUCAAUCGAGGUCGCAGAUGGAGAGGCUGUUUUGAGGAAGGUGGGAUGAGCGGAGGGAAUUGAGUCCGUGCGUGAGAGAGUUGUUGGAUUGGAUUGGAUUGGAUUGAUUGAUAGGAUGGAGGGGUCGCAGGGUGGAUCGGGAUCGAAUUCCCCGGCGCCUUUCCUCACGAAGACGUAUGACAUGGUGGAUGACCCGUCGACGAAUUCCAUUGUGUCGUGGAGCCCCGGCAAUACCAGCUUCAUCGUGUGGAACCCGCCGGAGUUCGCAAGGGAUUUACUGCCCAAGUACUUCAAGCACAACAACUUCUCCAGCUUCGUCAGGCAGCUUAAUACUUAUGGUUUUAGAAAAAUAGAUCCCGACCAGUGGGAAUUUGCAAAUGAGGAUUUUGCAAGGGGACAGAGACAUCUCUUGAGAAAUAUUCAUAGACGCAAGCCAAUACACAGCCAUUCUCUGCACCACCAAGGCAGCUCAGGGCCAUUAGCAGAAACAGAAAGACAUGAGCUUGAGGAGGAAAUUGAGAGGCUCAAGCAUGAUAAGCUAAUGCUUAUAUCAGAGCUUCAGAAGCACACUCAGCUACAGCAUGGAAUGGAGCAGAAAAUGCAAACUUUAGAGGAGAGAUUACAUGAUAUGGAGCACCGCCAAAGAAAUUUGCUGGCCUUCUUGACCCAAAUCGUACAGAGACAUGGAUUCCUCUCUGACUUUGUACAGCAAUCUGAAUUUCUCAGCAAGAAGAGGAGACUGCCGAAAACCAGUUACUUCUACGAGGAUGCUAAUAUGGAAGAGAAUUGUGUUAUAUCUCAGAGUAAGAGCAGAGAGGAAUCAAACAUGGGAUCUAUGCAUGCGGUGGACAUAGAGCCAUUUGAGAAGAUGGAAUCAUCCUUGAAUUCGUUGGAGAAUUUUUUCAGAGGUGUAAGUCAAGCUUCUGGUGAAGAUGUGUAUUAUGACUGUGCUUUACAUUCUCUGCCAUCUGGUGCGGUUCUUACAGAGAUGAAUGCAUCAUCAGAGGACACUGAGGUGAACUUGCGCUCACCAUCACCUAAAUUGCACCCUUCUUCACCUUGUUUGGGAGACAUGCAUUCGUCUCCAGAGCUGACAGAAUCUACGAGUUAUGCAGAAAGCCCAGCUCUACCCUUAACAGAGAUUCAAACAGAUACAAGGAUUAAAGUUUCUGAGAUAGAUGUGAAUUCAGAGCCUGCUGCUCCUGAGGUUGAUUCAUCAAGGGAGAGAGCUGCUGGGGCUGCAGCUUCUACUGUACCUACUGGUGUAAAUGAUGUAUUCUGGGAACAAUUUCUUACAGAGACUCCCGGUUCCUCUGACACCCAGGAGGUCCAAUCAGAAAGACGGAAUACAGAUGACAGGAGAUCUGAAGGAAAGAUGGGAGAGAGGGGAAAUAUUUGGUGGAGCAGGAAGAAUGUCGACCACCUUGCAGAAAAGAUGGGGCAUCUCACUUCAGCUGAGACAACCUGAUGAUAGUUCUUUUGUUUAAGAUUUGAAAGUUUUGGUGGUAGCUUUUGCAACUUGGCAUUGAGGUAUGACUGGUUAUAUUUAUGUAAGAUAAAGAUGUUCCAUGUUCAGUUUGUAUCUCUCUUGCUUGCAUCACUAGUACCAAGCUAAUUUGUUGAUUUACUGUUAUGCUAUUUCAUGAAUUUGUAGAUUCAUUGUGGUGUUAGUGACAGUAAGCAUUAAGCUAGAUUUUAGUUUACCUCCUGUAGCUUAUCACCCAAAAAGAAGGGGAAAACAUUCUAGUUAUUUUCUUGCAUGUUUCAUGUUAAUUCAAACUCCUACAAUAUUCGUGUACUGAAGAUGAAAUAUAUGUUAACAACCGAAAGUGUCAUUAAUAGGCACCCAAAGCAUUGUGGUGAAUGUAUUUUGAACCUCUGAAGGCUCUAACUGACAUAUUAGCGGAAGCUCAUAUGUUGCACAAAUAUUAGGUAAAAUGAUAAAGAAACUAAUAGAAAUUCAAUAUUCAUGCAUAAUUAAUGCCAAAGAUCUCAAUAUAGGAACUUGGAUAUGCAUGGAGAAAUUAGGAAAAUAUUUGCAACUUGGGCAAGCUCGGUGGGGCCAAAUAUAAUUUCAGGCUCAACUUAAUGUUACUUUUUUAUGUUCCGUGAUCAACAUGCCCAUUUAGUUCAAGAUCUGUAAUCUGGCCUUUCCUAACUUGGACUGUGUGUUGGUUUGCACAUAAGAAGCCUGAAUUCAACUCAAAUGCCACUGAUUUGAUGACCAUCUUUAUUUUCACUUUCACAGCAGAAAAAAAUGGAUUUUUUCUUCCUGUCCCAAGGGUGUACUUUUGUCAAGUAAAGCUGUUACUUUGUAUUGUCAUAAUUUCAGAAAUGUGUAGAGUAUAAAGUCUAUCCAAGUCAUUGGCAUAUAAAGCCGUGAAUAUCAAGAUUUUCAUGGAUCAGUAAUUGAAAUGGAACAUUUUUGUUUAUCGGUAUCUAUUCUUAGUAGCUACUAUAGUUCCAUUACAAUUUUUAUUCAAAAAUCAUCUAUUAUGUUGCCCAUGUGAUGCACUAAUUGAAUUGAACUGUUUUGUGCUGUAAUUAUACUAAACUUUGAUGGAAAACAUACAUUAAUUGUAAGAUAAUAAUUGUGCUACUAUAUUUUGUGAAACUGCAUUAGUGGUCGGAUAUUUGCAAUCUGCACGUAUGAUAACUGCAAUAGUUAGUCCAUACAAAUUCACUAAUGCUCGAUGCUAUUGGACUAGUAGAAUCUGAUGUUUUGAUCAUUCUGUUUGCUGUUUAAAGAUUUCUUCACAGCCCAUGAUGUGUAAUCCUUUGUAGAAAGGAUAAGGAUAUUUCUUGUUCCUCUGGCCGUGUCUCUGAUUCAAACUGAAGUGAAGGACUGCAUCUGGCUUCCUUUGCUCCAUUUGCAUGCAAUCCCUCAUGAUAAAAUCUAGAAAAUUUUCUUUAGGCGCAUGUUUGGACCAUUGGCCCUUCUCCGGUACAUGUUUUAUGAGUUCUAAAGAGCAAUGGAGCCUUCUUCUUUGUGAUUUUGAGUACGUAACAAUAAAAUUCGACCAAAUUUUGAUCAACUCCCCUUGAAGUUUAAUGAAGAUUUUGGAUUGAUUGGAUUCUUUCUUGGUUAAUGAGACCACCACCACAAGUAACAACAGUAUUUUCUAUUGUCUUGCAACUCCGUAAAGAUUUAGUUUCUUUUAAAGGUGUCCAAUGCUUUAUGCUAAAUAAAUAAUUACUCUCUUUUUUUUCCUUCUAGGGACGUAGAUAAGGUUUAAGAUGGGGCGAUUCAAAGGGGCUCAUAUAGCUUGUUAUCGUGUUAUAAUAAUUCUUCAAAUUUGAUCAAGAGUUUAGAUAUUAACUUUAGGUAUGGAGAUUUAUGGGUCGGUGGAUGACUUAUAUAACUAAGAUUAUGACAUUGUCUGAUUGCAGUAAUUGAUGAAAGGUCUAUGAUGAUCUAUGUUGGUCCUUCAUGAAGCCACUAAGUAGUUUGGAUGGGAGUUUUAAGAAAAUGACAGGGAAAAGUAAAUAUGCUAUGGAUGUUUCAAAGCCUAUUUAGAUGUCAAUGAAAAUGACACUUCAUCACAAAUGAAGAUUGGGAGUUGUUUUUUCUUUCCCCUUUUUUUUCUUGAAGUUGUUAGUUAUUUGAUGGUAAGAUGGGGUGCUCUUUCUCUAGUCGAUAAGUAUAGGAUUGUUUAAUUAGCUGGUUCAAAGUCUCAGGAAACUUAAGAACCAGAAUGGGCUACAAUAAUCAUAAAAUAAGGUUGACGGUUGGUUUGUUUUAGAGAUGUGUUUUGAGGCCUUUGGAGAUGGGACGCUAAUAGGUGUCUACAUUGGGAAAUAGCCGUGGAGGAGUCAUGUAAUAGUUAAUGUCCAACAAGGAAUAUUUUUGGUGGAUUAAAGGGAUUUCAUUUAUUGAAGUUUUUGCACCAUCUCCUGUGAUCCAUAUGUUGAUGAUGUCUACUCUAUUACGAACAACGUGGAGAGUCAGAUGAGAUGCUAUGGACAUGUAUAAUGAAGAUUUUGAGACUCCAAUGUUGGCUAAUAUUUAAUAAAUGAUGUAGGAAGAAAAAGAGAACACCUAAGGUGGCAUGGAUGGAACUUUCAGUAAAGGAUUUGGAACAAACUUGCAAUAAUAUCAGAGGUGGCCUUUAACUAGAAUGGUUGGUGAAUGAGAAUUCAUAAUGACCGCCCCAAUAGUUGGAACAAGUUUCGAUGUUUAUAUAUGAUGAAACAUUUUUUUGGGCUUAUUAUGUUGUGUAUACAUGUUUCAAGUUAGGUUUGGGUAUCAAGUGGAUCUUGCUGAGAGUAGGAUUGUGGGCUCAAAUAUAAUUCUGCGAAAAGUUCCCGUAUGACUAGCUUGAUAAAGUGUGCUUAAUAGACUCUCACCCUUUUUCUUUUUCCUUAUUAGGUAUUCACUAGUUGAUGCUUCCCUUCGAUUAGAACCCAAUAAAAUGUCACAAUAGAGGGUUGCAUUAUUAGCUCUUUAUAACAGUUUCUUUGUAAUGCUCGAUAGGCAUGAGUGCCAAGUAAAAAAAGGUGCCAUGUUAUAGGACAUCACAUCCUAAAACACCUGAAACAAAGACACUUCCUUUGAAUAUAUGAAGAUGUACAGAAGUUAUUUAGUAUACGAAUUUAUUGUUCUAUUAUAUUAAAGAUGUUAUGAUCCUCUGUUUCUGAUUUUUUUUUACUUGCAAUGUCUGGCAUUGAUGGUGUCAACUGAACCAAAAUUUUCCUUUGGAUACUCAUGAAGUUCUAAUGUUUUCCCCCGAAAAGAUGAACUCCUCAUUGAUGACUGUACAUAAGAUGACACUACAUGCAGUAGCCCUUAAAUUGGUGUGUCACACGAGACAUGCAUCAAAGUGAAACAUAUAAGAGGACAUGUCUAUCCUUUGUCCAUUACUUACUCUUAUUUAAGUCCAGCCUCGGGAAUCUUUUUUUAUAUAUUUUUAAUUUCAAGUUGCCUAUUGUGAUGUAUUCCUUAAAAAAAUGCCUAAGAUGAUGGUAGAAAAAUUUAGAAAAUCAAAAAAAAAAAAGAUUGAGGGAUAAUGCUGAUGGGGCUGCAUAAUAACAGUUCGGUGAAACUAUGUCUUGAAUAGAAGACCAGAACCAGUCACCUCAAAUGAUCUUGAUUGCAUUAUGAGAAAAAGUAGAGUUCCAAAAGAUGUCGAUGGGUGGUUAUGCAAGGCCUAUAGAGGGAGAUUCACUAUUUUAUCAGAAGCAGCAUUUCAAGUUGGGAGAGAAGUUUGGAAAGGUUGCAGAUUUGAACUUUGAGCAGAGAUAUAGGCGACCAUAAAACUUCAUUGGGUUUUACUGGAGAGGAAUUUGAGGGGGUCUUUGGAAAGAAAAAUUUUCUGGAAACUAAGGUUACCAUAAAACUUCCUUGGGUUGAGGUGCGAAUUUCUUCAAUCACAUAUAGGUAAAGCUACAUGUAUUUAUUUUGGCCAAUUCACAUCUUUAUUUUUCUUUUUUUUGGUGAGGUAGGAUUUUGCAAAUGUUGCAGACUGCAAUGUUUAUUUUUUUGACAAUGGCCUGCAAAGGAAGUGGUCAGUGGAAAGUCCCGUUCCGAGAACGUUUUCUGUUUCUAUUUACACAUCACUCUUCUUUGGUUUCCCUGUUGAUCCUUGUUAUAGAUGCUACCCAGUUGUUGAAGUCCUCUUUAUAGUUAGGAAACCUAAAGGGAACCAUAGAUGCUUUAAUUGAAAGCUCUCUCUUCAUCUGUCCCACCCUCAGAGCCAAGGUAGGGGAAUUCCCAGAGGACUACUAGCUCUCAAUUUCGAAAGUUAGGCCAUCAUC
Phoenix dactylifera (date palm) is the source of this 6054-nucleotide messenger RNA. RefSeq names its product heat stress transcription factor A-4b-like. NCBI's taxonomy places the organism in Eukaryota, Viridiplantae, Streptophyta, Magnoliopsida, Arecales, Arecaceae. Gene Ontology annotation, molecular function: DNA-binding transcription factor activity; RNA polymerase II cis-regulatory region sequence-specific DNA binding. The record is from RefSeq and is a predicted model, not a curated record. Gene Ontology annotation, biological process: cellular response to heat; regulation of transcription by RNA polymerase II. Gene Ontology annotation, cellular component: nucleus.